Purpureocillium takamizusanense is the source of this 959-nucleotide messenger RNA. RefSeq names its product Assembly factor cbp4 (gene cbp4). Lineage: Eukaryota; Fungi; Ascomycota; Sordariomycetes; Hypocreales; Ophiocordycipitaceae. The transcript has 3 exons. Gene Ontology annotation, cellular component: mitochondrial membrane. Gene Ontology annotation, biological process: mitochondrial respiratory chain complex III assembly. The record is from RefSeq and is a predicted model, not a curated record. Bases 347 to 718 code for a protein of 123 amino acids.
CGAGCCCGAAAACGGUCCCCCCCCCCUGGUUCUGCCCACCUACAACACUAUCGCAUAUCCCUCGCAUUACGCCGACGACCGACACAGCGAGACGAAUUACGGUCGACGGGCGAGUAGUUGGAAACGCCGGGCCAUCCGCACACACGGGCGGGCGACCGAACGAAACGGAACAAAGUCGGCGGACGAAAAGAACACCAGGCAUACGGCGACGACGACGACGACGCCUCACAUCACUCAUCCCUCGCGCGCGCGCGCACGAGCACGAGCAUCCCGCAAACGGCCGCUUCCUCCUCCACCCGCGUGGCGGGCAAAUACAGACCCUCGCGAUUCUAUCCACGCGGCAAACAUGCCUCCCAAGAAGCCCGUCAACUGGCGGCUAUGGACAAAGGUUCUAAUCGGCGGCGCGGCCGUCAGCAUCGGCGGACCGGCGCUCACGUGGUGGCUCACCCCGACCGAGGAGCAGCUGCGGGCGCGGUACAACCCGGACCUCCUCAAGCGGAGCAUCGAGCAGCGCGAGGAGCGCGAGCAAGAGUUUGACGAGUUUGUGACCAAGCUCAAGGAGUACUCCCGGUCGGACAAGCCCAUCUGGAUCGUGGUCAAGGAGGAGGAGGAACGGAAAAAACAGGCGGCACUUCGGGCGGGCAAGGCGCAGCAGCGGGAGGCCGAGGCGCAGAGAGAGGAGAUGCGGCGCGAGGCCGGCCUGGGGUCAGCAAAGUAACGAGCGUGCGCGCGUGCGCGAAGGGGAAGGUGGCCCAUAUCGGAGGAGGAAGAGGAGCAUCACGACGGAGCUUUUUGGAUGGAUCCAUGGGAUUUGUGAUUUGCCACUGUAACAUGUAUGUACAGUAUUGCAAGGUACGCUUUUCUUCUCGUUUCGAUUCCUAGGGGGAAGGACGGACGGACGGACGGACCCCUGUCCAGCGGAAAAUGUACAAUACUAUCGACGUCAGGACGUGCCCAAU